Botrytis deweyae is the source of this 1032-nucleotide messenger RNA. RefSeq lists its product as uncharacterized. The record is from RefSeq and is a predicted model, not a curated record. The coding region runs from base 1 to 1032 and encodes 343 amino acids. The transcript has a single exon. Lineage: Eukaryota; Fungi; Ascomycota; Leotiomycetes; Helotiales; Sclerotiniaceae.
AUGUCAACUCCAACUUCGCGUUACCCAGCUGCUGAGGGGACAGCCGGUGUGGUGACUACUUGGCUACCUUUAACCACUGUUUAUCCCAAUGUGCCUAGCUGCAAAACCGAAUUGUAUUCUCCCAAUAAUCUCACACAGAUCUAUGCCUACGACCCUAACCAGAAUGCCAUUACCUUCGCGACGAAGUGCUGGCCUUCUGAAGCAAGAUCAUGGUGGAAUCAAGACACCUCUGCGACAGCGAUCACCUCACUAGGACCUUUUCUGUGUCCGGAAGCCUAUACCGUAGCCGUCACCACCGUUGUAAAAUCUGGUUCUACACUGAGUGGAUGUUGUCCUAGCGGCUAUGCUCUAUGGUCUUUAAUGUCCCAACCCUAUCCCGGCGAAUGCACAUCGACCAUCACCUCCGGAGCCACGAUCACAUAUGUUAGUAUUUGGACACCUGCCGCAGAUGGAUAUACGACAAUGACUGCUGUGUUGGAUAGUGACCAUGCGGUCCAGGCUGUUCAGAUCAAUGGAUAUAAUUUCGAUGGUAAUUCUGCAGUUCCGACAGUGACGGCUUUCAGCUCGAGUACUAGUUCGAGUUCGACAUCUGGAUCGGCCUCCAAAUCCGAAACGGCAGCCUCUGGCUCUACUCCCAGCUCAUCUGGAGCUGCAGCCACAUCCACAUCGGCAGUUUCUUCGCCCUCAACUAGUGAUAGUAGUAAUAGUAGUUCAGGACUCGGCACCGGAGCAAAGAUCGGUAUUGCUGUCGGUAUCGCCGUUGGCAUAGUUGCCAUUGCUGCUCUCAUUGGAGCUAUAUUUUUCAUGAGGAGGCGGAGGAAAUAUGAUACAGCGCCACAGCAGGAUAUUCCUUACGCGGCUUCUCAGAUAAAAAUGAACCAAGUCGCUUCUCUUCCAUCUUCGCCUGGAUCUGACGUUCCGCAUGAGAUCGGCCAUAGAUAUGGAUACGAGGCGCACGAGGUUGGCAAUACGCAGGUACACGAAAUGAAUGGAUCGACUUUCGCUGAGCUCGAUGGAAAUGAUAGACGCUGA